Castor canadensis (American beaver) is the source of this 489-nucleotide messenger RNA. It is a transcript of the gene Hcst, whose product is annotated as hematopoietic cell signal transducer. Gene Ontology annotation, cellular component: membrane. The record is from RefSeq and is a predicted model, not a curated record. Gene Ontology annotation, molecular function: phosphatidylinositol 3-kinase binding; signaling receptor binding. Gene Ontology annotation, biological process: regulation of immune response; positive regulation of phosphatidylinositol 3-kinase/protein kinase B signal transduction. Lineage: Eukaryota; Metazoa; Chordata; Mammalia; Rodentia; Castoridae.
UAUUGCCAUCUUAUUCCCUCACUGUUUCUGAGGACUUCUCAGUCUUUGGAUGGACCCCUUGGAGCCCCAGUCUACCAUGACCACUCCUGACCACAUGCUGAUCCUGCUUUUGUUUCCAGUGGCUGCUGCUCAGAUGUCCCCAGGUGAGAGACAACUGGGAGGCCAGUGGCCUGGCACUUCAGGCUCCUGUUCCGGAUGUGGGCCCCUGUCCCUGCCGCUUCUGGCAGGCCUAGUGGUGGCAGAUGCGGUCAUGUCACUGGUAAUCGUGGGGGUGGUGUUUGCAUGUGCUCGCUCAUCCUGUCGGCCAGCCCAAGAUGAUGGUACAGUCUACAUCAAUAUGCCUGGAUGGAACUGACCUCAAACUUCAACUUUCAACUUCUAACCCACGCAUCCUGGAUUGUGUGUGGUGGUCACACACACCCCUUUGAGAUUAGAAUAAAGCAAUUCAAACACCUCUAAUUUUAUUCUUCUUCAAAGAAACUCCAUAUU